UAUUGGCACUGAAAUGGGAGAGUGCACUUGCUCGGAAUUUUAUGAUAGUCUCCUCUACUUUAGUUUCUGUUCUGUGAAAUGAAAUAAAUUCUUCUCUUCUGUUUGUAGACAGAUUGAUAACCUGCCCCAACCAUAUAAUCAGUUCCACUUUCCAUUGUGCCUAAAUCUGAUAACCGGCUCAGAAGUGACUCAACCCAUCCCUGUCAAGUUUGUGUAGGUGCCUUGCAGUACACUGAGCUGCUGCCUGUUUGGCAUGAUUCUUUCUCUCCCGCAGAAGUCAUGAGCCGAGUGGAAAUGGCUCGUGCCGCCGCCGUUGCCGUGGCAUCGUGCCCAGACGCCCGCGACUGCCCCAUGUGCCAAUACGUGGCCACGACGCGUUCGUCACUCAUCAUCCACAUGCGCAAGCACACCGGGGAGCGGCCCUACCGCUGCCACCUGUGCCCGGCCGCGUUCGCCAAGAGCAGCGACCGUAGCCGCCAUUUUCGCACCCAUCAACUUCACAAACCCUUCCACUGCGGCAGCUGCGGCAAGUCGUUUGCGCAGAGGGUGACGCUGCUCUCGCACAGGUGCCUGCACACUGCUGCCACAGGCUUUAAGUGUCAGUGCCAGAAGUGCCUGCAACUGUUUGCCAAUGCCGCCUGUCUGAAGGAGCAUGCUCGCGAGUGUGGAAGCGAUGCGGCAGGGCAACUAGACUAGACACCUGGGUAGGCGCUGCACAUGAGGAGCUCAUGUGAAUUGUUGUGCAUGCUUGUGUAGUCAGAACCAGGUGCUGCGACAAGCACUUCCAACUCGGAAUCAGAAUUUACUGACUGUCCAGUGAUGUUACAGGUAUUUCGUAUACAGGAAGAUAAGCCAUAAAAAAAGUGGUACAUGGGCAUUACUAAAGCUUGAAUGAGUUCUAAAAUAAUGAGACGAAUGAAGUGAAGCAUAAUACAAAUGCUGUCUAGUUUGUGAAUGUAACAAUGUAUUUUACUGGUUCCACUAUGUCAAAGUGCAGGGGGCCAGACAACUGAAUGUGAUUGAGUGAUAGCAUACUUGUUGCUGCUUCUUCACUUGUUCUUUCAAAAGUACUGUUAAACGUGUUGCUAUGGUAUCAAGGAACCGAGAAACAGUUGAUACAAUAAAUGAGUUCAGCACUUU
Rhipicephalus microplus (southern cattle tick) is the source of this 1140-nucleotide messenger RNA. Its product is annotated as zinc finger protein 391-like. The record is from RefSeq and is a predicted model, not a curated record. NCBI's taxonomy places the organism in Eukaryota, Metazoa, Arthropoda, Arachnida, Ixodida, Ixodidae.